GGGGGUGCCUGCGUGCCGCUUAGCCCCUUCCUAGAGGCCGCGAAGGAGAGAGCAGGCGGGCGGGGUCUGGGCACGUGGAUCCCGCCCGCGUGUCACGCGGGAACGUGUGAAGGGCGCCUUCCCGUGCGCGCCCUCCAGAUGUUGCCACGGGUGGUGGGCGUCCGAGGCUGCUCCUCCGCCAGGCGCGGAGCAGAGAGAGCCUCGGGCCGGUGGCGGAGCCCGGUACUCGACGAGGCUCCCCCCGGUACGUGCGGAGGGGAGAGGGAGGGGCUCCUGGGAAGGAGAAGAAAGCGGAGCUGGCUGCGCCCGCCUUUGUUCCCGCCGCCGCUGCAAGGCUGGCACGGAUGCUCUGGGCAUCAGCUGGGCAUCAGUCAGGAAGGCUGGCAAAGGAAUGUCCCUUUGUGCUUCCAAGCCUUUUCUGCAUCCACAUGAGAAGCAGCAGAGCCUGUGGACACACUGCAGAGGGUAAUAUAAAUUUUGGCAGGGAAAUACCUGAUGGAGGAACGCUGUCCCCCGCCCGUCUUGUCCCCUUCCCACCGCCCCAAAAAAACCUAUUGGCAGCUGUUAUUUGAAGAAGAAAUGUGUGAGUUUCGAUACCAGCUCCAGCCUGGAUUAAGAGCCAUGAAGUUUUGAAGGAGGCUGACCACAGAUGGAGGCAAACGAGCCGAGAAACGCUGAGGGCUAGAAACACCACCAGCAUCAUUUUUUUUUUUUAAAAAAAAAGCCAUCCCGGGAGCAAGGGACAAAAAUAAACCGGAGCUCCCGGCAAGGAACAAAAUAUGCAGACCUCCUUAGAGAGGAUAACAGAGGCCCACCUUACCUUAUCUUAUGAUAUCAACAAAUUCCCUUCGCUGGGAGGGGAAGCGUCAAGAAAGAGCCUGAUUUCAAGGCCUUCUCCAGGGGGUGGGGGGUCCGUGAGCAAACCUGAGGCGGGAGAACAGUAUCCCUCCGGAAGGGCUUUCUUCAAGGGGAGGUGCCCGUUCUGGCUGAAGAGGAAAGGGGCCGCCAAUCCGCCUCAGGUGGCCCCCAAGAGCCGCCUCUGCAUGGAGGCCACUCACGAGAGCCCCAUCCAGGCCGUCCGGAAGCCGGCCACGCGGGAAGAUGCCCAAGGGCCGGACUCUGACGAGGAAUCUGUGCGAGGGAAAACAGGCACCUCUCUCCUCAGGAAACUCCUGUGCCUGAAAACGCCCAGCGGCCCAGAGGCAUCACCGGCCCAGAGGGCGAGAGUCCGGUGCGGGCCUGUGGCCGCUCUCAGCAGAACCGCCGACCCACACGGGGAGUCUCCUCUGAAGUGGAAGCCCAGGGCUAAGGCCCCGAUCCCAGCAGAGGCCAGCUCCAUCGCAGAGACGGCGGCGGCCGAUCCGGUGGACAGGCUUGUUGGCUGGUGGGUGACGAAGCCAUGGAGAGCUUUCAGGGCCAUGCUGAGAUCCAGAGCCAAGAAAAGGUCGGUUCUCCCAGAGAGCAAGAGAAGUCCCAAGGUGGUGGAAGAACGGGAUAUUCGCCUCGCUACAGAGCCUGAAACCUCGCCCAUCGCCAGGGUGGACGGAUCCCCCCGUUUUUCGGCCACGGAGGACAAAACUCUUGCAUCCGACAUGGGUGAAACUCAAGAGGAGGAUGAAGGCGAGCACCUGAGUUCCAGGUGUGGGCUGGAGAUCCAUGGGCGGGCAGAGGACGAUAUUUCGGACCCCGCGACUGAACGGGAAGUGGACGAGCUCUGCACUUUCUUGAGCGAGGGAAGGCGGCUUCGGGAAGAGAGUCGAGGCCUCAGGGGCGUUUUCGAGUGGAGAGGAACUUGCCACCUUCCUGGGGGGGACGGAGUAGAGGCGGAAGACGUCGCAGACCAGGCCCCUGAGCUGGGAGACUACAGGUACUGGGCUGGGGCGUCGGACGGAGAGGAACAGGCUCUCGCCGAUCUCGCCGAAAACCCAGGCGGGCAGGGCAUGCUGAUGGCGACGAGAGAUCUGGGCUGGCUAAACAGUGAGUUGCUGGCAAGCCCAGUGCUUGUGCCAAAGGAAAAGCGGGGAAGGGAGGUUUCCGCCACAAGCAAUCCCGAAAGCAGAGAGAAUGGGCGUGUGGCAGGCGCCAGCAGAGAGACCCAACACAUCCACCAGGAAGUGCUGCAUCUUAGCAGCGGCUUGGAUCCUCCGCCAGCCUCGCCACCUGGCAGAAGCGAUCCUCUGGAAGCAGACCCUUAUGACGCUCCCAAGGCCCACAUCGUGGAGGAAGAAAGAGCGCCAUCUCCUGACUUCCCACAGACCCUGCUGACCCUGCUGGAGCCACCUCCCUCCUUUCCAUCCGGAGGCCAAGGCCUUCAGGAGGGGCCACCCCCAUUAAGGCCCUGCCAGGCUCUUGCCGAGGACGGAGGAAGGGAAGUUUGCCAAAGGAGAGGGAGCUCCGGGCGGAAACUGCCAUCGCCCACGGAGGAAACCGCGGCAGAGCCGGGAGAGGAGGACGACAAGCAGCGGCUCUACCAGGCUGCGGUGGAGAUUGUGGGCGCUGCCAUCGACGCCGCAGCAGAGCAGCUGGCAAAGGCGGCCGAGCGGGAGCAAGGGGAGCUGGGGUCCAGGAGAGAAGUUCCUUGAGGUCCCCGUUCCUGGGGAGAGCAGAGAACUUUGAAAGCAAGCUUCGCCAACCUGGUGCCCUCCAGAUAUUUUCAAGUACUGCCUCCAGCCAUGUUCUCAUGCACCUCAGCUCUCCUGUCCGGCACUGGUGGGAGUUGAAGUCCAAGGCAUUUGGGGGGCACCAGGUUGACAGAGCAUGCUUUAAAGGCUUGGUUCAGGGGCCAGGCCUGCGCCUAAGUUCCCCUCCUGCCUUCACCAGCCUCCCCACUUAAUUCCUUAGUAACUUAUGGCAUCCCCCAUUUUUAUUUUUUAAAAGACCCUUUUAUUCCGGAGCCUGUGGGCAAGAGGAACAGGAGCGGAGGACUGGUGAGGUUUGACGUGUCAAAAAUACAAUUAAACCUGUUCCAAUGAA
This is a messenger RNA of Podarcis muralis (Common wall lizard), 2973 nucleotides long. RefSeq lists its product as uncharacterized. The record is from RefSeq and is a predicted model, not a curated record. Lineage: Eukaryota; Metazoa; Chordata; Lepidosauria; Squamata; Lacertidae.